AGUUUGACGAAUGGCGGUCUAUGGGACUGAUAUUUAAAUUUGAUCGCGUUCUUCUGUUGGAAUUCGUUGGUGCAAUUUAGUUUUAUUUGCAUCGUGUCGUUCGACUGUGGAUCGUGUCCUGAAUAAAAAAAAUAAUUAAUUUAAUAAUACGUCAAACUUAUAAUUAUUAUUGUUGUUGUUAACUAACUGAUCUUUGCGUAAAAACAAUAACAUCAGCGACAUAAGUUCAUAGUGAAUUUAUUUCCGGUUGUUUUUUUGAUAUCUUUAGCAGCGAAAAUUUUUAUUUGUUGUUAUUGUUGAAGGACUUAUCUACAUAAAUCGAUUGUGAUUCAAGCCACCUCUACACACUCAACAUUAAAAUGAAUGAAAAUGACAAGAAACAAAAUAUCGACCAUACAAGAAUUCCACUUAAGCUUGAUAUUCACAAAGCCAAUUCGGUGCCAAAACCUCCAAGACUGAAACCAGCCAAAAAGAAGAAACGUCGCGAUAAAAGUGAUUUGGGUGAGAAUUUUAUUGCACCAGAUGGCGGAUGGGGUUGGCUAGUUGCCUUUGCAUCUGGAAUAUGUAUUUUAGUCACAUUUCCAAUAAUGCAGCAAUUUGGCAUAUUAUUUAGAGAUAGAUUUAAGGAAAUAGGAAUAAGUAGUUCACAGAUGACAACUAUAAUUAAUACACAACAAGCUGUAUCUGCAUGUACAGGUCUCUUCAAUGGUCCAUUGUUUCGACGUUUUUCUUACCGACAAUGUGCUAUAACUGGGGCGUUCUUAAUAUUUAUUGGUCUAUCCGGAACAGUCCUAGCUGACUCCUUUAUUUUAUACCUUUUGACCAUUUCCGUAAUUUAUGGCAUUGGACGUGGUCUUAUGGUUUCAUCGUCUUCGUUAGCUGUCAACACAUAUUUCAAAAUAAAAAGACGAGCUGCUACUGCGUAUCAGUUCACCGUAGCUGGCCUGGGGCCCAUCGGUCUGCCGUACCUCUCUACAUUCCUUAUGACAGAAUAUAGUGUUUCUGGAGCUGUUCUAUUCUACAGUGGUAUAUCGCUUCAUAAUCUGGCUUGUGCGUGCAUUUACCAACCUGUCAAAUGGCAUGUGAAAAAACCCAAGGUAAAUCUCGAGGCUGGGCGAAAGAUGUCAGAUAUCGAGCUUGAUCACCAUCAGAUACUCGAUCAUGCAGCUGAUCCUGAAACGCCUAUGAUGGCAAGAGCAAACGACGGAUGGUAUGGCUCGAAGAAUACUCUGGAAAGAUUGGGAAGACGUCAUAGUUCGGUGGGGACUGUAGUAAGUUACAAGAUCAAUGAUGGUACCCCGGCUAACACACCAGCAAUAAGGCCGAGGACUCCAAAGCUCUCAAUUUCAAUGAGCAAACCUCUGAUGGAGCCACUCAGAGAACUUCCUCUCCCAGAGGAAAAACAGUUCCUGGAAAAGUCUCCCGAAGAGCAGGAUGAUGACGAUAAACAGCAGGAAAAGAAACUUUCCAUCUUCGAGAGAAUUUCGAUAUUCUUCGAUCUCGAUCUUUUGAGAGAUUUCACAUUCGUCAAUCUGGCUGUGGGUUUGACUGUAAUAAGUUUCACUGAAAUCAAUUUCGCCAUUUUGACGCCGUUCAUAUUGAAUGACUUUGGAUUUGAUAAUAGCCAAAUUGCUGCCGCUAUGUCAAUGUUGGCGGCGUGUGAUAUGGCAAUACGGUUUUUGAUACCUUUCAUAACGGCGAAGAUGAAAUUUGACAAUAAGGUCUUCUUUUUGGCCGGUAUUGUGGGAAUGGCUUUUGGGAGAGCUAUUGUGGCUCAUAGUAGAAAUUUUACGGUGGUUUUGAUCGCAUUCGGUUGGAUGGGUUUGAGUAAGGCAAUGAGAGUUGUCUUUUGGAAUCUUAUAAUUCCUGGAUAUGUGCCGCUGAAGAGACUUCCUGCUGCAGCUGGAUUGCAGUUACUCUUGUCAGGAGUAUUUACAUUGACUUGUGGACCAAUAAUUGGUCUUGUGAGGGAUGCAACUAAUUACACAUUUACACUCCAUUGGAUGAAUGCGAUGUGCUUCAUGGUCGUCAUUGCAUGGUUCUUAGAAGAUUUUUAUAAACAAAAGAAGAAACGUGAAAAAGUAUAUGAAGAAGAAGAAGAAAACGAAGCAGUAGUAAUACAACAAACAACUGAAGAAAUUAAAUAAUUGUUCUUUAUAAUAAUAUUUAUAUUUUUUGUUUUGUUAAAUAUUUCUAGUUAGGUGGAUUAAUUAUUAUCAAGCUCAAUUUAAUUGGGAUUUUCCAAAAAGUUCCAUCAAUUUUGUAUGGAUAGUCUUAGAGAUAAUGUAAAUAACACUGGUCAGCAUAAGUAUUUCAAGAUUGGAUAUAAUUUGCUUUAGAAAAAUAAUAAUAAGCUGUCCAGUGUAGUUCUUUGUUUAUUUGAAAAAGACUGUUGAGUUUAAAAUUCAAAAAUUGCGGCUUCAUAAUGCUUAAGUAAAGUAUUUUUGUACCGAAUAAAUGACUUUGAAGAUUAUGUUUUGUGCAUUUUGUUUCUAGGCGCGGAAGAAUUUAAGUAUUCAACAUAAAUUAUGUUGCAUAAUUCUAGGAGGUAUUGGAAAUGUGCACAAUUGUUCUGAAGUCAAGUUUUUAAGUAUGACUACGUACAUACUCGGAAUUUUAUAAAUUUAUUAACUUUAUAUUCAAAACACAACAAGUAAUUCCGAGAUUUGAAUUAAAUUAAUUACGACGAUAGUUUUCAUUAACCUGUAAAAUAUAAUGAUUUGGCUAAAUCACUUAGAAAAGAGUGUCUAAGAACUUGUAUUUAAAAAAUAGUUGACUUAAGAAUAUCUACUUAUCCUUUAUUUCAAAUUUUAAUAAAAGUUAAUUUCCAUAC
Molecule: messenger RNA, 2833 nt
Organism: Eupeodes corollae
Lineage: Eukaryota; Metazoa; Arthropoda; Insecta; Diptera; Syrphidae
Exons: 6
Coding region: 360-2147 (595 amino acids)
Biological process (GO): monocarboxylic acid transport; transmembrane transport
Molecular function (GO): monocarboxylic acid transmembrane transporter activity
Source: RefSeq, a predicted model, not a curated record